AUGGGAUCAAAACGAGCAUCCGCCAUUCUCUCCCCUCCCAUGUCCCCUUCCCCUUCAGCAAUCCCUCGACCACAUUCAUCAAUCGGAUCCACUCGACCUAGACUGUGUAGUGAUGCUUCGACAGUAAUGGGUGACAGUGCAGAUAUCAGGAACGUCAAAGUUGUCCUUCGUUUACGACCCUCUGAUCCUAACGAUACCUCAGUCCCACCUCGAUUCCGAAAUGUCCUCGUUCACCCCACAACUUCUUCCGAAGUCAGACUAGAUGUCGACCCAGCUACUCUAGCAGGUCAGGCCAUAGGUACUUCUCAUGCAGGAGGAAAUAAGAAACACCCCUUAUUCAACUUCGACCAUGUAUUAGGAGAACAAGCGACUCAGACAGAGCUGUACGAUGUUACUGCUAAAGAAACGGUGGAUGAGUUUAUGAAAGGUCACAAUGUCACUUUCCUAGCAUAUGGUCAGACCAGUUCUGGAAAAUCAUAUUCGAUGGGAACGACAGGUGAAGAAGUGGACUACUCUGGAACCGAAUUCACACCUAGAACAGGUCUGAUACCUCGUACCGUUCACACUAUCUUUGAGAAAGCCGAAGAGAUCAAACAGCAAUCUGGACCAGGUGCAUCAUGGGAAUGUCGACUGAGUUUCCUUGAAUUGUACAAUGAGGAGAUAAUCGACCUCCUUUCCGGAAGUGGAGUGGCGAUUCAGAUCCGCGAGGAGAGAGAUGGAAGGAUAGUAUGGGCCGGAGUGAAGGAAGUGAAAGUCAAAUCGUUAGAAGAGGUCAUGCAGCUCUUACAAGAGGGAUCGGAAAGAAGAAAAACAGGUGAAACCAAUAUGAAUGCCUCUUCUUCUCGAAGUCAUGCAAUCUUCUCUCUCACUUUGGUACAGAAGAAACGAUCGGGUUUAACGAUGACACCACCUAAUUCUUCCGGUAUUCCAAGGAGCGAAACUCCAACUCGUGGAUUACGUCGGCCGUCAUCCACUAUUGGCCUUCCUGGACCCAGAUCACCUACGCCAUCAGGUGGGAGAGGAGGACCACCAAGUAGUUUCGGACGAGCCACACCUACCACCAGACCUCUAUCGAUGCAACCUCCCCCUUCACCUGGUACCAAUGAAUUCGUGAUCACCACCAGCAAAUUCAAUAUGGUCGAUUUAGCUGGAUCAGAGCGAUUGAAACGUACCGCAGCACAAGGUGAUCGAAUGAAAGAAGGAAUAUCGAUCAACUCCGGUCUGUUGGCUUUGGGUAAUGUAAUCUCCACAUUGUGUGAUCCAGUCAAAGCCAGAGGUCAUAUACCGUAUCGAGAUUCCAAGUUGACCAGGAUGUUACAAGACUCCAUUGGUGGAAACUCUUUGACGACGAUGAUAGCUUGUAUCUCACCUAUAGAAGCCAAUAUUGGUGAAACCAUCAACACGAUCAAAUACGCUUCGAGAGCUAGAAAUAUUAGAAAUCAAGCAAAGAUCAAUCAAGUUGAAGCUGGUUGGGAUGAUGUGGAACACUUGCAAAGUACAGUGACCAAAUUGAGAAAACAAUUAGCGAUGUUGAGUGAAGACGGAAAAAUACCAACGGCUAAUGGUGCUGCUGCAAGCGAAGAAAGUAUCAAACAGAGUGAAAAGUUGAUUCAGCGAUUGGCGGAAUUGCAGAGAGAACAUACUGAGCUGUACGACCGAUAUCUACAGAAAUGUAGUGAGAACAUGAGAUUAUCAAGCGAAUUGAGAAGUAGAGAACCAUCGGAUAGUGAUGCUUCGAGUAAAUUCAAUGAUAUGGUAGAACCUGUUAUUCUAGAGUACGAAAAGGUGGUCUCCGCGUUGAAUCAGCAACUGGAUGAGCUCCGAGGCGAAUUGUCUGCGAUGAGCGAAUUGCAAGAUGACCAGAAUCGACAAUUGCAAGAAGCUCGAGAUCGUCAGACUCAGAGUGAAAGUUACGUAUCAGAGCUGAGGACUAGGCUUGCUAAGCUCACUGAGCGUAACACCUCAAGCGAGGCAUAUAUACAUGAUCUCGAGGCAAAACUCAAAUCGCUAGCAGAUAAAGAAGAAUCACAUGCCGACGUGGUAGCAGAGUUGAAGAAGGAUAUCGCCAAGCUACGAGAAAACAAUGUGACCCUCAAUCAGCAUACGAGCGAGCUGGAGGUGAGAUUAUCGAAAUCCGAAGCACACUCAAGUAACUUGACGGCUCAGGUGGAGAAGCAAGAAAGGGAAGCUGAGCGACGAGAAGCUGCUUAUCGAGAAUUGGAAGCCCAUAUCGCUCUGCUCGAUACUAGCAAGGACAACAAGCUUCUUCUCGAAGAGCUUGACCAGCGAGAUCAGAAGAUAGCUGAGCUAGAAAGGGAAUUGGAAGAGAAGGUAGCUUUCGAAGACAAAGAAAGGUCUCAGCUUCUAGACGCUGUACAGGCAGAAAGAUCGAUUCAAUCGGAAUUGCGUUCAAGACUCGCAUCCAUGCAGGCUUCUGCUUCCUCUGCAGCGACUACAACCGGUCCAGCUUCACCUCCACCCGAGCGAGAGGAGGACUCUACCGAAUCCGUGGUCAUGCCUCGUUCUCCUUUGAGAACUACCAAACAGCUAACUCCGCCUGAAAGUCCCCAAGAAGCUCCUACGCGCCCAGUACAUGAUGGUACGAAAGAUGAGGUGGAAGAGCUGAAAAGAGCUUUGAGGGAUCUAUCCGAGAAAUAUAGUAAUGCAAAAUCUCGAGUAGCCGAUCUGACUACACAGCUAUCUGAAGCUAGAUUGGUCAACGCCGAGAUCGAGGAUACCAUCCCACCAUCGCCUUCACCAGCUACAGAGGACGAAGAAGAAACACUCAGUGAAGCUGAAACCACUCUUCAGACGCCUAGGGAUAGUAUGCAAUCGACUUCACCAUCUCGAAGAAGAGGUUCGAUGCCUAUUCUGGCUGCUACAAAAGCUCAGGGAGGUCCGGGGCCGGGUUUUCGGGGAGGGAGGGGAUACGGAGAUUCAGCGCGAAUGAGACCGCAAUCGCUGUCGCAGGAGCUAUCAUCUGCGCAGUCAUUGGGUACAUCGCCAAGGACUUCAUGGACGCCUAUACAAUCGCAUAGUCGAAGCAACAGCUUGUUGCUAUCUUCACCAUCUCCGACACAGUCGUUACAUACUUUGAAACCUUCCAGAUCCAGUCAAUCUCUGGAAGCGGAACUGAAGUUUGUUCAUCGUAUAGUCGAAGAAAGGGAUGAAGAAUUGAAAGACCGUGAAGCGUAUAUAAAGCAACUUGAAGAGAAUAUCCGAACUCAAAACAAAAAGCACAAUAUCCCCUCCCUUGCAUCCAGUGCACCCAUCAUCGAAACCCACAAUCACGGUAAUAUACCGUCUACACCCAUGAAAACACCCAAAAUCAAAAUCCCAGAUACGCCACCGAGAGAUAUACCCUCACCUGACAGUCCGAACACCCCAAGAACACCGAUCGUGAAGUUGCCAGAAACUGAGCCCGUGUUAGAGAACGGUGAAACCCCAAAGAGAGAUGGAUUGGCUGUGCCACCCAAUGAUGAAAUGGAAGUGGGAGGUCUAUCUCCCAAAUCGGUGAAAAGGUUCAGUCAGCUCAAAGAUACUCUAAGUCAACUUGAGAAUGGCGGGAGCGAGAAAACCGAAGCGCAGGUAAAGAUCGACGAGUUGAUGAAGGAAAUGGUCGAUAAAGAGGAAUCUCAGAAGAAGAUCAUCGAACAGCAGUUCAUUCAAAUAGCCGAUCUGCAAAAGAUGAACAACAAGCUGAAAGAGGAACUAACUGAAAGAGAACUUGAAACACCUUCAACUGCUGAAUAUGACGAAUUGCGAAGAGAGCGAGAUCAAUUGAUAGCUGAGAAAGCACAAACUUUCCCACAUGUCCCUUCUUAUCCUCCCAAGACUUCCACCGUGGAUCCGCUGGUGGUAGAACGGUUGAAAGCUGAACAUGCUGAAGACCUUCGAUCGCUCAUACAAGGUCAUAAAGAUACCAUCACUGCGCUUCAGACAGAACAUGUCGCCGCACUCGAGAAACUCAAAUCCACCGUCGAGAGCAACGAGAGUGCGUACCGAGCGGAAAUUCAAUCACUUCAAUCGAGGCAUGAUGUGAUUACAGACAAUCUCAAGAGUCGACACAACGAGACGAUUGAGGCCAUACAAAACGAGAAUAACAUGAUCGCUGAGGAGAUGGAAAAGUCUUUAUCGCAAAGUGAAGAGACACGUCGGCAAUUGAAAAUGAAGGCUGAUCAGGCUCUAUUUGAGCUUUCGAGAAUCAGGGAUGAACAUGCCCUACAGAGGAAUACCGAUGCCAAAUCCAUAUCUGAAUUAACCAAAUCACGUAACACGUUAGAGAAGCUGAAAGUUGAUUUGGAAAAUAAUAUCUCCGAAUUGAAGAAUGUUAAUGGGGAAUUAACCAGAAAGAUCUCGGAUCUGGAAGUGAAGAUUAGUAGGAAAUCCGUUAUCCCCCCACCACAGGGACCUCCACCUACUACACCUUUACCACCCUUACCCAAGAAACACUCUAUGAACAACAUGAGAUCAGAACUAGGCUCGCCAACAUCUGUAUCUGGAUUUAACAGAGAUGGAGGUGAUUAUUUCGGCGGUGCUGGAAGGCAGAGUAUAUCAAGUAAUGGACAUACAUCAAGCAACGGCCAUCAGAUUAUCGAACCUGCCUCGACUGAGGAUGAAGAACAGAUAUCGAAAUUGAUCAAUGAGAAAGAUAUAAUUGCAGGCGAGAGGGAAGAGCUGAUAGGUGAAAAAGAAGAUUUGAAAAAGGAGAUGAAAGAUGUGAAGAGGAAAGUACAGGAUGUUGAGAAUAAAUUGAUGGAAGAGAAAGUCAAAGUCACGAAUUUGACUUUUGAUCUACGUGAAUCUCAAAAACAAAAUACAAAACUCCGCCAACACUUGGACGAAAGUAAGAAUCAAGUCAAGCAACUUACCGAUACCUGCAAUUUGCAUAUCACAGAAUUGAACGCCCGUCGAGAAGAAGCCAAUCGAUUCUCCGAAGAAGGUCACAAGAAUCGCGAUUCUCUACAGGCUGCUCAGGCUCAGGUGGAGUUGUUGAAAAGACAAUUGGAUAAGGCUGUUGAGAAGAAAGUGAAUAAAAAAUUAUUAGGUUGCUUCUAA
This is a messenger RNA of Kwoniella mangroviensis CBS 8507, 5058 nucleotides long. RefSeq lists its product as uncharacterized. The transcript is spliced from 14 exons. Gene Ontology annotation, molecular function: microtubule binding; ATP binding; microtubule motor activity. Lineage: Eukaryota; Fungi; Basidiomycota; Tremellomycetes; Tremellales; Cryptococcaceae. Gene Ontology annotation, biological process: mitotic spindle organization; microtubule-based movement; spindle elongation. Bases 1 to 5058 code for a protein of 1685 amino acids. Gene Ontology annotation, cellular component: microtubule associated complex. The record is from RefSeq and is a predicted model, not a curated record.